Mangifera indica (mango) is the source of this 4219-nucleotide messenger RNA. Its product is annotated as LRR receptor-like serine/threonine-protein kinase FLS2. The transcript has 5 exons. Gene Ontology annotation, molecular function: protein kinase activity; ATP binding; receptor serine/threonine kinase binding. Bases 97 to 3903 code for a protein of 1268 amino acids. Lineage: Eukaryota; Viridiplantae; Streptophyta; Magnoliopsida; Sapindales; Anacardiaceae. Gene Ontology annotation, biological process: protein phosphorylation. Gene Ontology annotation, cellular component: plasma membrane. The record is from RefSeq and is a predicted model, not a curated record.
CAGUUUGAUAUUUUUAAAAAUCCUCAGCAAUUUUAUAAACUCUUGCUUGUCUUCUUAUAUUUUUGUUCAUUUUCUUAGAAAUUAUCAUAUUCUUUCAUGGAGAUGAAUACUUUUCUACUAAUGGUCAUUGCUUUCUUCCUCCAUUGUUUGAUGCUUCUGUCGGCUACUGCUGGAGGAACCAACAUUGGCACUGACCAAGGUGCUCUUCUGUCUCUGAAAGCUCAUAUAACUCAUGAUCCCAACAAUCUAUUGGCCAAAAAUUGGACCACAAAUAGCUCCGUCUGUAAUUGGAUUGGCAUCACCUGCGGUGGCCUUAAUCACAGUUACAGAGUCACAGCUUUGAACAUUUCUCACUUGGGACUUGGAGGCACCAUCCCUUCACAACUGGGACAACUAUCUUCAUUGCAAAUACUGGAUGUUAGCAAUAACAAGUUCGCUGGUAUUAUUCCCAGCUCCGUCUUCAAUAUAUCUUCACUGGAAAGCAUUGAUUUCAGUGUUAACCAGUUAUCAGGUUCCUUUCCUUCAAUCACCUUCACCAUGCCUUCAUUAUUUUAUAUUGAUUUAGGUAGAAAUUCAUUAUCUGGUGAACUCCCAGAAAGUGCUUUUAGUUAUCUUCCUAAUCUGGAAGCGUUGUUUUCGGAUGAAAAUGAGUUUGAUGGUAAAAUACCAACCACUUUAUCAGAGUGCAAACAGCUAAAAUAUUUGGCCUUGUCCUUUAAUUAUUUCACCGGAACCAUACCUAAACAAUUAGGGAACUUGACGAAGAUGAAGAAGAUAUAUCUUGCCUAUAACGAACUCCAAGGAGAAAUUCCACAAGAGCUGGGCAAUCUUGUAGAACUGGAGUUACUCUCUCUGAUAACUAAUGACCUAACAGGGACCAUUCCUUCAAGUAUUUUCAACCUUUCUUCUCUAACCAGCUUGCAGUUGACAAAUAAUAGCCUGACGGGGAGCCUUCCGGACAACAUAUGUCAACAUCUUCCUCUCCUGGAAGUACUUGGCUUGUCCAUGAAUCAGUUGACGGGUCCAAUUCCAAACAAUUUGUGGCAAUGUAGAAAGCUUCAAAUGCUUUCUUUAUCAUACAAUCAAUUCACUGGUAGUAUACCGAGGAGAAUCGGAAACUUGACAUUCAUCAAUGAAUUAUAUCUUGGCUACAACAAGUUGACAGGAGAAAUUCCAGAAGAGUUGGGCAAUCUUAUUGAAUUGGAGAGAUUUUCGUUAACAAACGCAGCCUUGACAGGGUCUAUACCUUCAGGUAUCUUCAAUCUCUCUUCUCUAAUCGAAGUGGACUUGUCAAAUAAUAGCCUAACCGGUGGCCUCCCUGACAACAUGUGUCAACAUCUUCCUGUUCUUGAAGGAUUGUACUUGGCACACAAUAAACUAUCUGGUUCAAUUCCGCACAAUUUGUGGCACUGUAGAGAGCUUAGUUUUUUCACCUUGGCAGAGAAUCAAUUCACAGGAAGUAUACCAAGAGAUAUUGGUAAUUUAACAUUGGUUACUGCACUAUACCUUGGCUGGAACCACUUGAUCGGUGAGAUUCCAAACGAAAUUGGCAACCUUCCUAAUCUGGAAAAUUUGAGGCUUAACAGCAACAACUUCAUUGGUUCGGUUCCAGCUGCAAUCUUCAACAUCUCAACACUGAUAGAGCUCUCACUUGUUGAAAAUAAACUCUCAGGAAUGCUUCCACCUAUCAUAGAACUUCCAAAUCUUGAGAGGUUCUAUUUGGGGGGGAACAAUUUCUCGGGGUCGAUUCCCAAAUUCAUAACUAAUGUUUCCAAGCUCUUUCAUCUUGAUAUCGGAUACAACUCAUUCUCAGGCUUUAUUCCUGCCAAUCUAGGGGAUUUAAGAGGCCUCCGGUGGCUGUCCUUAGCAAGUAAUUUCUUGAAAUCUACUCCUGAUUUGGGUUUUCUGUCCUCUUUGAUGAAUUGCAAGUAUUUAAGAGCACUAUUAGUAACAGAAAAUCCGUUAAAUGGCAUGCUUCCAAGUUCCAUAAGUAACCUUUCUACUUCGUUGGAAAUAUUUGGAUUCGAUCAUUGCAACCUUAGUGGCAGCAUUCCUAAAGAAAUUGGCCAUUUAAGCAACUUGAUAAUCUUAUGGUCCGAAAAUAAUGAACUUAAUGGAUCAAUCCCAGUUGCACUUGGUGGAUUGCAAAAUCUCCAAGGUUUGUAUCUUCAAAAUAAUAAACUAGAAGGAUCUAUCCCACAGGAUCUUUGUCAUUUGGACAGCUUGGUGGAGUUGUUCUUGGAAAAUAAUAAACUUUCUGGGUCAAUUCCUGCAUGUUUGGGCGAUCUCACAACGCUUAGAAAACUUCUGUUAGGUUCCAACGGGUUAACUUCUUUUAUCCCUUCAUCUUUGUGGAGCCUUACAGACAUCUUGCAGCUUAACCUGUCAACAAAUUUUUUGAGCGGAUCUCUUUCACCAAACAUGAAAAAUUUGAGGGUCGUCACGGAUAUAGAUUUGUCAAGGAAUGAAAUAUCGGGUGAGAUUCCAAGCACCAUUGGAGAACUACAAAAUCUACAAAAUCUUUCCUUGAGAUACAACAGGCUACAAGGUCCAAUUCCAGAAUCAUUUGGCGACAUGAAGAGUUUGGAAUUCUUGGAUUUAUCCAACAAUGAUCUCUCUGGACUUAUUCCUAAAUCAAUGGAGGCUCUUUCGUACCUGAAAUAUCUGAACCUAUCAUCUAAUCAAUUAGAAGGAGAAAUUCCCUCUGGAGGGCCAUUUAAAAAUUUCUCAGCUGACUCAUUUUUUGGGAAUCAGGCAUUAUGUGGUGCAUCUCGUAUGAAUGUACCACCUUGCAAAACCAACACCCAUAGAAAAUCAAGGAAAAAGUCCACUCUCCUAUUGAUUGUUUUGUUGCCAAUAAAUAUUGCAUUAAUAAUAUUAUUCUUGGGUCUUAUAUUUGUGCUGAUCAGACGCAGAAAAAGGACCAUAAAGCUGCCUAUCGGUGUUCAUAUGUCCCCACAACGAACAUGGAGAAGAAUUUCACAACAAGAACUUGAGAGAGCAACAAAUGGGUGGAGUGAGAGCAACCUACUUGGUGUAGGGAGUUUUGGUUCGGUUUAUAAAGGAAGUCUUCAAGAUGGGAUUGAGAUUGCUGUAAAGGUUUUCCACCUCCAACAUGAAAGAGGUUUCAAGAGUUUUGAUAAUGAAUGUGAAGUACUGGCUAGUAUUCGUCACCGGAAUCUUGUUAAAAUCAUCAGUAGUUGUUCAAAUGAAAACUUCAAGGCGCUGGUGCUAGAGUACAUGCCCAAUGGGAACCUGGGUAAGUGUUUGAGUUCUGACAACUAUUUCCUUGACAUUGCACAGAGACUGGAGAUAAUGAUAAAUGUUGCAUCUGCUCUUGAAUAUCUCCACUUUGAUUGUUCAACCCCUGUAAUUCACUGUGACUUGAAGCCCAACAACAUAUUACUAGAUGAAAAUAUGGUGGCACAUUUGAGUGAUUUUGGCAUUUCAAGACUCUUGAGCGAAGAUGAGUCCAUGGCACAAACACAAACCCUUGCCACCAUCGGUUACAUGGCGCCAGAAUAUGGAAGAGAAGGACAAGUCUCUAGAAAAGGUGAUGUUUAUAGCUAUGGGAUUGUGUUGAUGGAAGCAUUUACUGGGAAGGAGCCGACAGAUGAAAUUUUCGCAGAGGAAAGGAGCUUAAAGCGAUUGGUUAUGGAGGCUUUACAAAGUUCAGUACUGGAAAUUGUGGACAAGAACUUGUUAUUGAGGGAGGAUGAAAAUUUAGAUGCGAAGGAGCAAUGUGUGUCAUGUAUCCUGAGUUUGGCUGUGGAGUGUACAGAAGAGUCACCAGAGAAGAGAAUCGACGUAAGAGCUAUAGUUUCUAAACUCUUGAAAAUUAGAGACACAUUACUUGCCAAUCUUGAAACUGGAAAAGGUGGAAGGCGUUCGAAUUUGAAUUAAACUUCCUUUCGGUUUGUCAGAGAUGGGAUUUGAUGUUGUUAGAUAAUUCUAUUUACAAUAAAACUAUGUGUACCCAUUUUAGAUACACAAAUGUAUACACAUUUAUAUGUGUCAUCAUGUGAUUGGAUGAUUUUGAAUUAAGAAUAAAAUAAUAACCAAUCAUAUGAUGACACAUAUGAGUGUGUAUAUAUUUAUGUACCCAAAAUGGGUACACAUAGUAUUGCUCUUCUAUUUAAUGGUAGUUUUUAUCUGAGAAAUACUCAAAAAUAGUUUUGUUAUCUCUAUGUUUCAGUUAUUGUUAGAAGACUAUUUACCA